CCCUUCCGUGUUCAUCCUAUGUGCUCUGAGCUCCUUCUCAGGCUCUACUGAUGAUUUGCUUCCACUGACCUGAGGGCAGAGAUGGCGACUUCAUCCCACCAAGGAGCAGCUGCAGGAAGCCAGGCAGAGCACAGAAGCUGUGAAGCAUCAGUAGGACAGGGGGAAAGACCGAGUGCCAGCCAGGGUCAGGAGGGCAACUUCAAGCAGAACCAGGGAACGUCCACACUGCGGCUCCUCCUGCUAGGGAAACAGGGCGCAGGCAAAAGUGCCACAGGAAACACCAUUCUGGGCAAAGCCGUGUUCGAGUCCAAGUUCAGUGAUCACAUGGUAACCGACAGAUGCCAGAGCGAGAGUGUGUCAGUAAGAGGGAAACAGGUCAUUGUCAUCGAUACCCCAGAUCUUUUCUCCUCACUGAGCUGUUCAGAGGUUAGGCAGCAGAACCUGAAGCAGUGCUUGGAGCUCUUAGCUGAUGAUCACUGUGUGCUGCUCCUGGUCACUCCCAUUGGCCACUAUACAGAGGAGGACAGGGAGACCAUUGAAGGCAUCUGGGGUAAAAUUGGCCCUAAAGCCUACAGACACAUGAUUGUGGUCUUCACUCGGGAAGAUGAGCUGGAUGAAGACUCCCUGUGGAACUACAUUGAGAGCAAGGAGUCUCUGAAGGAGUUGAUUAAAAACAUUGGAAGUCGACGAUGUUGUACUUUCAACAACAAGGCAGACAAGAAGCAGCGGGAACUGCAGGUGUUCAAGCUGCUUGAUGCAAUUGAACUUUUGAUGAUGGAAAGCCCUGAGCCAUAUUUUGAGCCCUUAAAAAUGGAAAGCAGUGGAGUCCAGGGUUGUGGGAAUGGAGUGACAUAUGAAGGGGACACUCUGUGUGGUUCAAAGAAGAGGCAGCCUCAGAUCACAGGACCCGAUUGUGAUCCAGACAUGCCAGAGCUGAGGGUCCUCCUGAUGGGGAAGCGUGGUGUUGGGAAAAGUGCAGCAGGAAACAGCAUUCUGGGGAAGCAGGUCUUUAAGACUCAGUUCAGUGAGAAGCAGCGGGUCACCAAGGCCUUUGCAUCCCACAGCAGGGUCUGGCAAGGGAAGAAAGUUCUGAUUAUAGAUUCUCCAGAGAUCUCAUCGUGGAAGCUUGAUGAGUCUGCUGUCAAGAAUCACACCUUUCCAGGUCCCCAUGCCUUUCUGCUGGUGACACCACUGGGUUCUUCUUUAAAGAGUGAUGACGAUGUGUUCAGCAUCAUCAAACGUAUUUUUGGAGAAAAAUUCACCAAGUUCACAAUUGUUCUCUUUACCAGGAAAGAAGAUUUUGAGGAUCAGGCUCUAGAUAAGGUUAUAAAGGAAAAUGAUGCUCUCUAUAAUCUCACCCAGAAAUUUGGAGAAAGAUACGCAAUCUUCAACUACCGGGCAUCUGUGGAGGAGGAGCAGAGCCAGGUGGGCAAACUACUGAGCCAAAUCGAGAAGAUGGUGCAGUGCCACAGCAACAAGCCUUGCGUCAUCAGAGAGAAAGAACUUUUAAACAUCAUCCUCUUGGGAAGGAGUGGGGCUGGAAAGAGUGCAACUGGGAACACUAUCCUGGGGAGAUCUGCCUUCUUCUCCCAGCUCAGAGCUCAGCCGGUCACCAGUAGCAGCCAGAGUGGUAAGAGGACACUGGACUGGCAGGAUGUUGUGGUUGUGGACACUCCAUCAUUCAUCCAGACGCCUGGCACUGAAAAGGAUCCCUCCAGGUUAAAGGAGGAGAUCCAUCACUGUUUGAGUCUCUGCGAAGAAGGCAUGAAGAUUUUUGUCCUGGUUCUCCAGUUGGGACGGUUCACCCAGGAAGAUGAGGUGGUGGUGGAGCAACUGGAGGCCAGUUUUGAGGAAAACAUUAUGAAAUAUAUGAUUGUGCUGUUUACACGGAAGGAAGACCUAGGGGAUGGGGACCUUCAUGAUUAUACUAACAACACAAAGAACAAAGCCCUUAAAAAAAUACUUAAAAAGUGCAAUGGGCGAGUUUGUGCUUUUAAUAACAAAGAAACUGGUGAAGACCAGGAGACCCAGGUGAAAGGUCUGUUGAAAAUAGCCAAUAGUCUCAAAAAGAACUAUGAUGAGCAUUCAAAUUCAUGGGUGGGUCAAUUAAAAUCAACACUAGGCCAAAUUACUAUGGCAUUUAAAUGAGCUCAAGUGAGCAGUUUUAAGGCUGGGAACAGUUUAGGGAUGCCAUCAGACAGAGGAGGGGGUGGGUGCGAGGGGGAAGGACUAGUGGGGUGGAUCCUCUCAAAGAAGGUUCAUGACUUGGAAGGCUGAGGGAUAAAUGCAUCUCAUGAAGGAUGUAGAUAUUCAGGUAAAUAAAUUCUUAAGUUAGGUCAGGCAGAAGGAAAUUAGAAGACAAAGAGAUUAUGGAAGAGAAAAUGUUUUUCUUUGAUUUAAGUUUUAUUGCAUUAUCUCAAAUUAUGUUAAACAUAAUAGACUUACACCACAUUUUUCUUUCCCUUUUGUACCCCAACUCCUCCCUGAGAGCCCUCCCCACUUCAAAACCUGCAAUAUAUUUCAUCUUUCAUCAUAUUCUUUAAAAUUUAUAAAAUAUUAUAAAAAUAAAAAUGAGUAUUAUAAAAGUUGUUUGAUAUAAUACAACAAUCAAUUGAACAGUCUUACGUCGAUGUUUGUCUACAUCAAUACUGAAAGUACAUACAUUUUCCUCAAUAUAAAUUUUAAAUAACUCUGAAUAUAUUAACUGUAUGAUAUUUUAAAAUAAUAUAUCACUAUUUGUUUUUUUUUAACGAACAUAAAUAGAUAAAGUCUGUUUGUUUGUUUUGUUGUUUUGUAGAGUUUAAAAUCUUGGCUCUUACUGUAGUACAAACUCAAAAUAAGAACAGUUUUUGGAUAUUGGAGUUCAUUGUAAUAAGGCUGUACUUGAAUGCCCCUCGCAUCACCAAAGGAUUUUACCUCCAUAGUAGAUAAGCUAAGAGUUGUCAGUUCUGCUGCACCAAGGAAUGAAUUGUAAGCAUGAUUUUUGGAUACAGAUUUCCUGCUACAGUCAAAGCUAUUUGACUUGAGUGAUUGUCGUCAUUCUCAGCCCGCAGGGAACAGGUUACAUUCAUUUAAGAAAUGGUGUGUGUAUUAAAAUGGUCUAUACAUGAAGUCAUUCAUCAACUGUUUCAAUGAACAAUGGCUCUGCUUGGAGGGUGGCACAGAUGUUAGGUGAGGGUAAGAUUCUGGUUGAUUUGCUGUGUUGAUUUUGAAAAUCAUUCAUCUCAGAAUAAGAGUAACUUAUAAAGUCCUCUACUUCAAAAUUGAUACAAUCAUUAUAAAUACUUUCCCAUUGCAGUCAACUCCUCCUAGAGGAAGGGUUGUGUGUGGUUGAAUUUCCUACUCAGGUAAAAUCAAAGGUUAUUAUAAAGUAUAUAAAUAGUAUUGAAAAGACCCCCAAGAUGCAGAUUGUGUUAAGAAGAGAGGGUAAUAGACAUUUUAAUUGUAACUACAGAGCUAUGAUUCUAUUCAAAUCUGAUAAGUACAAAUGUUUUGUCCUUUGUCCCAACUUUUUUCCUAUCAAAGCCUAAAGAUUAGUAUAAUUCCCAAAGAUGGUCUUGGACUGCCUAAACCUUUGUAUUUGUAUUCUUUAUAGCCACUCUGAUUAAAUCUCUUUUCAGAAAUUAAAAAAAAAUAAAAAAAAAUAAAUACCAA
Molecule: messenger RNA, 3654 nt
Organism: Mus musculus (house mouse)
Lineage: Eukaryota; Metazoa; Chordata; Mammalia; Rodentia; Muridae
Gene: Gimap8
Product: GTPase, IMAP family member 8
Exons: 6
Coding region: 82-2148 (688 amino acids)
Cellular component (GO): cytosol; endoplasmic reticulum; mitochondrion
Molecular function (GO): GTP binding
Source: RefSeq, marked validated